UAUGGAAACAUGGCUAGGGAACACUUGGUAAACCGAAGUAAACCGGUUUGGUUCAAUUUAGAUUUGGUUCGGUUUGGUCGAACCACCUGAAACCGUCAGAUUUGUCUGAAUGAUCUCAUCUGACCAGCUUUUUGUUAGCCAAAGCCAAACAGAGGCAAUCCUCCCCCUCCUCCAAUGGCGGCAUCAAGCAGCAGCUUUUGCAGCUCUUCUCCUCAGACUCUCCAUCAACAGUCUCUAUCCAGCUUUCUCCCUUCACGAUCUUCCCAUUUAAAACCCUCGUUUUGUAUCUCCGUCGGAGAAUUUUUUCCCGCGAAGCCCGUCUCUAUCUCCAGGAAAUCUCGUCGGAGACCCAUCGCCGUCGCCGCCGCCGCCGGUUCCGGUUCGUCGGGAGACGGGAUAUCUUCUUCGCCUGCGAAGAAGCUAAGAGAGGUUCUGGAAUCGGCUGGCGUUCAUCAGGGUCCGUGUUGCUUUUACGCUCUUAGCGCUAAGCUCGUCGAGCGAGCUGGGUUUCGUUUCUCUAUCGCCAGCGGGCUCUCUAUAUCAGCUGUUCGGUUGGGGUUGCCGGAUAAAGGGCUUAUUUCGUACGGAGAAAUGGUGGAACAAGGUGAGCAAAUUACGCGAGCUGUGUCUGUUCCCGUCAUUGGAGAUGGUGGCAGUGGAUACGGGAAUGCGAUGAAUCUGAAGAGGACUGUCAAGGGAUAUAUUAAAGCCGGCUUUGCGGGAAUUAUUCUUGACGAUCAGGUGUAUCCGAAAGCUUCUGGCAAUAAGCACGGGAGAAAAGUGGUUUCAAGAGAGGAAGCGGUUAUACGCAUAAAGGCAGCGGUGGAUGCGCGGCAAGAGAGCGACUCGGACAUCGUCAUUGUGGCUCAAACCGAUUCAAGGGAAGCGAUAUCGCUGGAUGAAUCUCUGUGGAGGGCGAGGGCUUUUGCAGAUGCUGGAGCAGAUGUUCUCUCCAUCAAAAUGCUCACUUCUAGAGAAGAAAUGAAGGGUUUAUGCAAUGUCUAUCCCCUCAUUCCGAAACUGGUUAGUAUGCUUGAAGUCGGAGGCAAAACACCGAUCCUGAAUCCUCUUGAGCUAGAAGAGAUUGGAUUUAAGCUAGUUGCAUAUCCACUUUCCUUGAUGGGAGUAUCUAUCCAAGCAAUGCAGGAUUCUCUAUCGGCGAUCAAGGGUGGCCGAAUUCUUCCGCCCGGAAGCAUGCCAUCCCUCGAUGAGAUCAAUGAGAUUUUGGGUUUCGACUCAUAUCACGAAGAAGAGAGGCGUUAUGCUAUUUCCUCGUCUGAUGGAGCGAGCAGUAAUGUGUAUGGCAUUGAAAGAGCUGAACAAGAUGAUGACAGAGAUGAGAAAACCCAGAGUUAUGAGGACCCUGUUGUCGAAGUCAUAACUCCUGAAGUGUACAAUGACUACCGCACAGAUGGAUCGAGAGACCCGUUCACCAGAAUCUGGUCCCGAACCCUUAGGAUCAAGAUCACCGGACGUGAUGGUUUCGAGAAGCUCGACGUCCCAAAUUAUGCCGGGUUCUUGGAAGGCGUCACCAACAUAGUUCCAGCUUUAGGAGGGGUGAACCUGAAGCAAAUGCUGGACGACGCAGCUGAUGAACCGGGAGGGAAGAUCCUGGUGGAUUUCAACGACUCCAUGGGUGACAGAAUUCAAGUCUUCUUAGCUUGAAUGAUACAUGUUUACCUGCAAUAUAUAAUAUACCACACCCGAAAAGAGAAGCAAAAUACCAAGAAGAUGGAAAAUAAAGUGGAGACUUCGUUGAUGAGAAAACUGUAAUUCACGGAUUCAAACGGAAAAGGGACAACAAAAAUGUGUUGUGUUAUA
This is a messenger RNA of Tarenaya hassleriana, 1821 nucleotides long. Its product is annotated as 2,3-dimethylmalate lyase. Bases 175 to 1665 code for a protein of 496 amino acids. Gene Ontology annotation, molecular function: catalytic activity. NCBI's taxonomy places the organism in Eukaryota, Viridiplantae, Streptophyta, Magnoliopsida, Brassicales, Cleomaceae. The transcript is spliced from 9 exons. The record is from RefSeq and is a predicted model, not a curated record.